AUGGCAUCGAUUGCUGCGUCGCUGGCCCAGGCCCUCCCGAAACCGAGAUACACGGGCGACGAGGAGGAGAUACCCGCCCACGCCCAGCAGCGCGGGCCCCGAAUCGUCGGCGCUGGCCAGAUAGACGAGUCGCAGAUCGUCCUGCGCAGGACCGGGCCACCCGCUUACGGACAGCGAUCCGGAUGGCGCCCCAGGGGGCCCGAGGACUUUGGCGAUGGCGGUGCCUUUCCAGAGAUCCCCGUGGCUCAGUAUCCCCUCGACAUGGGAAAGAAGGGCUCUUCUACAAGCAACGCCCUCGCAAUCCAGGUCACAUCUGACGGCAAAGUCAAGUACGACGCCAUCGCGAAACAGGUCAGCACUCUCACUCACCACCGUGAUCACUCCCUCCUAUCUCCGCCGUUACUAACGUUGCCGACCUUCCAGGGCCACCGUGAAAACAGGAUCGUACACGCCUCGUUCAAAGAUCUGAUCCCCCUCCGCCAACGCGCCGAUGCGGGCGAGAUCGAUCUGGCCAAGCCGAGCGAAGAUGUCGUCGCCGAAACGACCGAGCGAACCAAGAAUGCGUUGGCUGCUUUGGUCAGCGGCGCCGUGGCGGCCCAGAAGCCCAAAAACGUCAAUAUUGGUCAGAGGAACGACCCUACCUUUGUUCGGUAUACGCCCGCGAAUCAGAUGGGAGACAACUCCAAAAAGCAGGACCGCAUCAUGAAGAUCGUCGAGAGGCAACGUGACCCCAUGGAGCCUCCCAAGUUCAAGCACAAGAAGAUCCCUCGCGGACCCCCCAGUCCGCCCCCACCGGUCAUGAGAUCGCCUCCAAGGAAGUUGACGGCCCAGGAUCAAGAGGAUUGGAAGAUACCCCCGCCUAUCAGCAACUGGAAGAACCCCAAGGGUUUCACCGUUCCGCUGGACAAGAGAUUGGCCGCAGAUGGCCGUGGUCUACAGGAUGUCACUAUCAAUGAUAAAUUUGCCCAGUUUUCCGAGGCCCUGUUCAUGGCGGAUCGACAUGCACGCGAGGAAGUCAGGCAGCGAGCAACAAUGCAACAACGGCUUGCAGAAAAGGAGAAGGCGCAAAAAGAAGACAAUCUACGCAUGCUCGCACAGAAGGCUCGGGAAGAGCGGGCGGCUGCUGGCAGGCGGCGGUCCCCAAGCGGUUCGCGCGACUCGCGGUCACGAUCUCGCAGUUAUAGCUACUCGGACUCAGGUUCCGAUAGCGAGGACUCCGAGGUCCGGGCACGAGAGCAGGCGAGAAAGGAGAAACACAAGGAGGAGGAACGGAAACUGCGCCAGUCCCGCAUGGGAGCAGAAAGGAGGAUGCAGGUCAUGGCUCGCGAGCAGAACCGCGAUAUCUCUGAGAAGAUUGCCUUGGGCCUGGCAAAGCCGACACAGCAGGCCGAAACCAUGUAUGAUUCUCGUCUGUUCAACCAGUCAAGUGGGUUUGACAGCGGUAUCAACGAGGAUAACCCCUACGACAAGCCCCUUUUUGCAGCACAGGAUGCUAUCAGCAGCAUCUAUCGACCUCGCCAGAAUGCGGAAGACUACGAAGACGAAGGAGCAGGAGACGCCGAGAUGGCCAAAAUCCAGAAGUCUAGUCGUUUCGGUGAGGUGUUGGGUAAGGGCACGUUCAAGGGAUCUGCUGAUGCGGAGGCUCGGGAAGGCCCGGUCCAGUUCGAGAAGGACGCCGGCGAUCCAUUCAAUGUGGACAAAUUUCUGGAGCAGGUGGACCAGAGCUCCUCGUCCAAGAGAGGCUACGGACUUCAAGACGAAGACUCCAGGCAGCCGAAGCGUGCUAGGGUCGAUGAGGAUGACGAUUAA
Neoarthrinium moseri is the source of this 1809-nucleotide messenger RNA. RefSeq lists its product as uncharacterized. Gene Ontology annotation, cellular component: spliceosomal complex. The coding region runs from base 1 to 1809 and encodes 602 amino acids. Gene Ontology annotation, biological process: mRNA splicing, via spliceosome. The record is from RefSeq and is a predicted model, not a curated record. The transcript has a single exon. Lineage: Eukaryota; Fungi; Ascomycota; Sordariomycetes; Amphisphaeriales; Apiosporaceae.